Messenger RNA from Ilex paraguariensis (yerba mate), 2576 nucleotides. NCBI's taxonomy places the organism in Eukaryota, Viridiplantae, Streptophyta, Magnoliopsida, Aquifoliales, Aquifoliaceae. The record is from the annotation of a GenBank genome assembly.
GCAUUAGCUCCUGAAAUUGGACACCUUUGCAGUUUUUUUCGUUUUCUUUUUCAUUUUUGGUGAGUUUCAGAUUUUUGGGGGGUUUGGUUGAAACUUGUUUAUGCAGUUAUUGCUUCAGGAUGAGUUAAUAGGUUUCUAAGAAUUUAUUGCACUUUCUCCUUUUGGGUCUUUGAUCUUGCUAUUGAGGGAUUAGGGCUUUUUAUGAUAGUUAAUUCUUUGGUUUCAAUAUAUUGGGUUAUUAACUGAUUGGUCAGAGACAACUGUGUGUGAGAGAUAUCUGGUUCUGGCUACUUUUGUUACUGUUGUCAAAGAUAAUGGAUAUGGCUGGGAAGGAUAAUCUUGGAGCAGAAAAAGGGAAUGAUGAUCCUCUAAACUUCCAUUCACCUAAUAUGUCUUCAGACUGGCAAUUUAUUGGUGCCAAUCUCGCAAAUUCGUCGAUGGGUUCGAUUCCCACUGGCAAUCCCAUGGCAGCUUCUAAAGGAGAUUUAUUGGAACCUUCUUCUUGUUCCUCUGCUUCCAUGGUGGACUCAUUUUGCCCUGCCAAUUGGGAACAGACCACCCAUUCACAAAACCUAGGUUUCUGUGAAAUUAAUGUUCAACAUGGUCCUAGCACUUCAAACAUGUUGGGAAUUAGAACAAGUGGUCUGGGCCCUAUAAGAACUGGUGCUGAGAGAACAGUUGGUAUUGGUUGGACUCCUCCAAAUGCAAUGUUAAAAGGAGGUCUGUUUUUGCCAACUGCUUCUGGGAUGCUUCCUCAGAGCUUAUCUCAAUUCCCAGCAGAUUCAGGGUUCAUUGAAAGAGCGGCUAGGUUCUCAUGUUUCAGUGCUGGGAACUUUGGUGAUAUGAUGAACCCUUUUAGCAUUCCGGAAUCUAUGAGUCCUUAUUCUAGGAGUAUGGCUUCAAUGCAAGGACCACACAGGGUUUUUUCAGGAGAGGGAUCUAAAACAGUAUCUGGCGAGCAGUAUCAGAAAAUUGAGAUUAACGUGACUGAAAAUCCUAAAGAUGUUGAGCAUGGUGCUAUUGAAGGAAGCCCACUUAAGAAUGAGAGAAAAACUGAAAGCUCUAUGGGGCCUCAUGAUGAACCAAAACGGUGUAGUGCUGUGUCAGGUAAUGAGUCUGAUGAAGCGGAAUUUAGUGGUGGUGGUCAAGAGGAGCAAUCAAUGCUUGAAGGUAGAGGUGGGGAACCUUCCACCAAGAGACUUGGGUCAAAGAAAAGGAAAAGAAGUGGUCAGGAUAAUGAGAUCGAUCAAGUCAAGGGAGCCACACAACAGCCAUCAGAAAUUCCAAAGGAUAAUGCUAAAAUUCAACAGCAAGGAAAUCAAAAUCUGGUUUCGGCUUCCAAUAGGCCCGGUGGAAAACAAGGAAAACAGGGGAUUGAAGCUUCAGAUUCACCAAAGGAUGAAUACAUACAUGUUAGAGCACGAAGGGGCCAGGCAACAAACAGCCACAGUCUUGCAGAAAGAGUGAGAAGGGAAAAGAUCAGUGAAAGAAUGAAGUUUCUUCAGGACCUUGUACCUGGUUGCAGCAAGGUCACUGGCAAGGCAGUUAUGCUGGAUGAGAUCAUUAACUAUGUGCAAUCUCUACAACGGCAAGUUGAGUUUCUGUCAAUGAAGCUUGCAGCAGUUCAUCCACGGCUGGAUUUUAACAUUGAAGGGCUCCUCACAAAAGAUGUCCUUCAGUCACGCGCUGGUCCUUCAUCACUGGGUUUUCCACCUGAUAUGACUAUGCCUUAUAGUUUGUUACAUUCAUCUCACCCUGGAGUGAUCCACACAGUUCUUCCUGGGGUGGGAAACUCUUCAGAUGCUCUUCGCAGAACCAUUAAUUCCCAUGUGACAGCCAUGAGUGGAGAGUAUAAAGAGUCUACUUCUCAUGUACCUAAUGUGUGGGAGGAUGAGCUCCACAAUGUUAUCCAUAUGGACUUCAAUUCCGGUGCUACCAGUGCUCUGCUCAACGGCCAAGAUAUAAGAGUGUCUCUGCCACAAGACCAGAUGAAAGCUGAACACUGAUAGUUGUCUUAGUUUUUGCUAAUGCCAAGUUGCUCCUGUGUUGUUGCACCACUGUCUUCGGGGAAACAAUUGUCCACUUGUUGUGGCUGCUAGAUUGUGCUGUCACCACAUUCUUCCUUAAAGCUCCUUUUGUAUAAAAUUAUAUAAUAUUCAGCCAGAAAUGAGAGGAUUUGUGGAUUAUAGGAGGUAAGCCUCAAAGAAAAUGUAAGAGAAUCUGAAGUGGAGUGGGAUUUGUGAGAAGAUAACAGUUGAAACCAUGGUGGUGCUCUCCAGUCAAAGGGUGAAGACCCGCAGUUGUAUGCAUUAUGUUGAUCAAUGAGAAUCGAACUUUAUUCCUUUUGUUCAGUACAUUCUUUGAGUAUUAGUUAUGGUUUAUUUGGUUAGUCGACUAUAAAAGCAUUCUGGAGAGUCGAAGCUGAAGAAAUGUUUGUUCUUUAUUAUAUUCGGGUUGUUGUUAGUUACUAAAAUGUUAUGUAUCAUGUAUUAAUGCACCUCUGUAUCAAACAUGUUUGACAUUUUUCACCAGUGAAAGAGGGGCAUAUUACACUAUAUAUAUUGCAUAUAAUGAAU